Molecule: messenger RNA, 6102 nt
Organism: Megachile rotundata (alfalfa leafcutting bee)
Lineage: Eukaryota; Metazoa; Arthropoda; Insecta; Hymenoptera; Megachilidae
Product: polycomb group protein Pc
Biological process (GO): negative regulation of transcription by RNA polymerase II
Cellular component (GO): chromatin; PRC1 complex
Molecular function (GO): chromatin binding
Source: RefSeq, a predicted model, not a curated record
UCGCGAAUCCCGCCAAUCGAGCGCCACCGUCGUGGCUUUUUUAUCCUGCUAUUUACGCCGAAGGACGGAGAAGAGCAGGCUCCCCAUCUAGCUCUCUCGCUCGUUCUCUAUCCCUCUCCUUUUCCUUCGUUCUCCCUGCGUGUUUCGUCGCCACGGGAGAGGACACUCUCGUUUCGGGAUCCGUUGAGGUUGCACACGUUUUCACGAACAGCGCCGCCCGUAUACUGCGACGCGCUUUAUCCUACGUCGUUCUCGUUCGAUACGGUCUCUAGCGUGUUAGAAAAUUCGUGAUUUCGCCGGAUAACUCGUUCGUAGCGUCUGUUUACCGUUAAAAAGCAUCGUUGAUGCCGUGCGCCAGUGUGUUGUGGUAGUAUGUGACAGUACGUCGCAAGAGGAUACAGUGUUGUCAUAUCGUGGGCGCGAAUACACGGUACCUCGAUUCGCGAACUUUCCCGUUAAAAAUCGUGAGUGUACACGUGAAUAGACACGGCAUUCGAUGCGUUCGGUUCGUAACGGUAAAUCGUGAACGUUACGACGACAUAGUGGAUCGUCGAGUUUAUCGGUAAUACGCCAGUGACAUUUGGAGCGGUACUAUCGAUGAAAUAGAGUUGGCAACAUCGCAUCGACUGGUCUCUCUCACACAAAUACACGGAUACACGUACCUAGAAGGGAACUUGGGGUGGCUGGCUAGCAGGCAGGCAGGCAGGCAGCUUUCUUGUUCCGAGGACGGCGCUCCUGGUCGCGCCGUCUCUCUUUUCUACCUCCAUUGCGCUUGCUCUUCUCUCCCUUUUCUCCCUACCCUCCUCGUCCCGGUCACUCUCCUUCUUUCGCUUUCUCUCUCUUUCUCUCUCUCGCGUGUGCGGCGCACGUACCGUUGAGAACUUCUCCCUUCCCCUUCGAUACUCUUUCUCUACCGUUUUACCCCCUCCCCUCCUAACCUCGAGCGGGUCGGGCGAGUCCACUAAGCCUGCGAGGGGAGUUCGGCAGACCUCGGCUCUAGUCGGCCUCGAUCCGCAGAAUGUGCUAGACGCUGUGGCUCGAUCGUUCCGAUUUUCGUAUAUUCGUACACGAAGAAGCUGUCCGGUAUUCACGAGGCUCGAUAACGUCUCACCGCGUUCCGUUCGUGUGUCCACGGGUCGCCAGUGCCUGUAUCAACGUCAGUUUUCACCGUCAGUUUGGGACGCACUCGACCAGCGUAUAUCCGUACGACGGCCAUGUUUGGUGUUUACGAGGUGAGGGGGAACUGCUGACGUCACGAAGCCCGAUCUUACACGAAGGGAGUAGCAGCACCAGCAGAAGCAGAAAACGUGUUGCCGGCCAACACAGACACCAACGAGUCCAUUAGCACCGAUACGAGAAAGAAAACGAAACGUGGUCGAGCGAGAACGUCGUGCUCGACCGGUAUACGUACGCGGGAUUAUCGUGCGGCCGAACACACGAGGAAGAAAUUCGCGGCGCGCUAACUGUGCCGCCUAAAAUUCCCUUCCCGAUGGGACGUGCGUGUACUCCGACUUCGCUCGUGUUCGUCGGUCUUGCCGCGACUACUGGCCUUUCAAAAAACAUCGGCCGCAUUGCCGCCUCGCCGCUGAAAUAGCAGCCACUCUAAUCACCGUCGGUCGACGCCGAUCAGUGCGGAAAACAUCGAGCGAUGCCGAGUGUUCUCGUAUACGAGACAACACGUGCCGCAGCUUGCUUCACAUGACUCGAUACGAAAAUGUUUUACGCGUCGAGAAUGCGAUCGAAUUGAUCGCUAUUUAAACACGAAAAUAUAACACGUGGUCAUAUUUCACGUGCUGUGUCUUUCACCGUUGAUACACCGACAGUGCUCUACGAAUUCUGUGAAAUCAGAGCUACGUUUCCUUUGGUGAUACGACACUCGUCACGGUUUCUUUCCUUGUGUUUACGUACGUCAUCUCGAUUCAAUUGGAGCUAAAGUUCUGCCUAAAGUCAGUGUCGGUACAUAUGGUGUUACGUUAUUCGAUAUCGUUUCUACGUGACACGCAUCGCACGCUUCUUGGAUAUAUUUACUGCUUUUGUACGCGUCUGUCGAACAAGGAUUAAAAACAUCAUGGAUCUAGGUGACAGAGUUUAUGCCGCGGAACGGAUUAUGAAGAAGAGGGAAAAGCGGGGUAAGGUAGAAUACUUCGUAAAAUGGAAAGGAUGGAGUAAAAAAUACAACACGUGGGAACCGGAAGAGAACAUUCUAGAUGUCAGGUUGAUUGAAUUGUACGAAGAAAAUCAAAAAAAUGGCGGGGAUGUAACAGUAGCUUCAGUACCCACAAGGAGACCCAGGCGGAGGGAUACCAGAUACAGUGAACAAGUGUUGGAGAAUUUGGUGGUUGAGGAAGAACCCGGUGGAGAUGAAAGAGUCGGGGAAGAUAGUCAAGAUGAGUCGACCACAGCCCUAACUACAGGUAGUACCUCAGCUCGUCGGUUGAAUCCCGUUGCACCUGACGAAGACACGCUUCCGAGUUCCCUCGAUGGACACGAAUCGCCGACAGCCCCAGAAUUGUCUGCGUCCAACUUCAGCGUCGAUUCGGACAGUUCCAACAGCAGCGUGGACAGCCCCUUGUUGCCGAGGAGAGAACCAACGGGCACGAAGAGGAAAGCUGAAGUUCUCAGCAAAGAAUCUGGAAAAAUCGGUGUUACCAUUACUACAAGCAGUCCAAGCAGCGGUAGCGGAAGUCCACCACCGAACAAAAUCCCUCGACUGUUACCUUUAAAUAGCAAUCUAACGUCGCCUUCUUGCCACAGCCACAAACUUAACGGUAGGAGGCCAUCAUCGUCGAGCGUGAAAUCCACACCGGAGGAACCGCUACCAGCAGUGCCGACAACGCCAGCUCCAGCUGUGCAAGAAAAAAAGCGAGCAGAAGCUGACGUGCCUCACGGACCUCCACCCUCGUUGCCUCGUGCACCACCAGCACCUUUGUCUCCUCAGAUAGACACACCCCUAGAACAGCCUACUAAGAAGAAGCAACAUUUACCGGAACAAAAACAAGAGAAGUCGAACGGUGCUGUGACGAUAGACACGAACGGUCACAAAUCACCCAGUCCUACAGACUCUUACACCAAUAACAAUAGGUUACCGACCGUUGUGAAUGGACACCAUAGUCAUAAUAAUAACAACAGUCAUAACAAUAACAACAAUAAUAAUAACAACAACAACAAUAAUAAUAAUAACAAUAAUAAUAAUAAUAAUAACACGACGAACGUGAAGCAAACGGAGAUCACCAAGUCAGACGUGUAUGUCCCCCUCUCCAGCCCUGGUACGGAUUACUGGCACGCAAGGAAUCCAGUCGCCGAUCAGGUGUUCAUCACAGACGUCACGGUGAAUCUUAAAACCGUUACCAUCAGGGAGUGCAAGACUGAGAAAGGAUUCUUCCGGGAAAGGGAUCCUAAAAGCGAUAUCUAUUAAUGAUCUUCUGAUAGAGACGUUCUACUGUGAAUUCUAAUAUUGAAAACAACAAUUUUGUAAAUAUAAAUUAUUUUCACACGUUCAGUGUUAAGUCGAGGAUAAUAUUGACGGUAUCGAAUCUAUGAAAUCAUUUUUGGGAGAACUAGGGAUGUACUCGAGAUUGUGGAUCCUGGUCGGAUUCGAAAACAUUCGGACAAGAUCGGACAGCAAUUCGGAAAUAUUAGACUUCAAAUUUUCCAAAUCCCGAGGGGUCAUACAAAGAAAAAUAUCUUCGAGGUCGUGCCCGAUUUAGUCCGAAUUAUUCCGAAUUCGUCCCGAUGCUCGACUAAUCAACAUGUCCGGUCACAUGUACAUCCAUAGGAAGAACGUGUUUGAUUGAAUGUAGCGGAUGGAACAAUGUAAUAAUUAUAAAAGUUUCCGGCAAUCAUACGUUCCGAAUUCGAAGUUCUAAGAACUUUUUAAAAGAAACGAAUGAUUUGAUUGUAAUGAAACAAAUUGAAAAUGGUCAGUUUAGUUGUUGAACAGAAACACGUGUAAAUCAGCGAUCAAUGAUAGAAAGACUACCGCGUUGCACGAGAACGAUACGUCACGAGUCACGAUCACGCGUUGUGAUAUACACGUUUGUACAUUUUAAAAACGCUUGAUAGACGUACACGAUUCUGUACUAAAGAUCUGAUACAACCUUUUUGAGAAUAAGACAUUUUUCUCGAUAAUUGCAUUUCCGCUUCUAUUUAGAAUUGUGCAAAGGAGACACGGUGUGUAAAUUAGUUAAUUUGAAAUUUUACUAUGAUAAAAUAGUACAGAUCUGGAAAGAAAUAUUUUUCUAAUUCGUUUUUAGAGUAUCGAAGCGGCUUCGUAGAAGCUAUUUAAAAAGAUUGAAAAAAAGGAAGUGAACAGUUUUCAAGUAUAGAACGAAACUAAGAUACUAUCUUGACAACGUAUUUCUCAGCAUUAAUGAUAUUAUUAUUGUAUUUACCGGUAAAUAUUACUUUAUUCGUUUACUUUUUUUUUACGUAGAAUAAUAUCAUGUCACAAAAAGGUGUAUCAUUCGUUCCGUAGAUUUUAGAUUCGUUUAGAAAACACACGUUCAUGUUCAUUUAUUUUCGGUUGUUGUAGUAUCGCACAGGUCAAUGCACAGUUUAAGAAAAAAAACAAUUAUGUAUAUUUGUUAUAAACAACAUUGUACGCAGGGUCGACGCGAGACGGGUUCAGAGCUUAAGACUAUAUUACAGUAAAAUUCUGUUAUAUUAUCACAGAGGAAAUUAUUACAGCGAAGAAUUGUUGAAAUUGGCUACAUAUUGAAUGAAAACUUUCAAAUUUUAAAUUUCAGAAAUGAAAAACAAUUCUAUAUAGUUUUGAAACCCAGUUCCGCAAAUGUUUAUGCCGGCCCUGACUGUACACAAUGAUUUUGUAAUGCGUUCUAUAUUAUUGAUUCUCGUUACAUAUCGAUUUCGUGUUGUUUAAUGAUGUUAGCUGUUGCAUUUUCUUUUUUACCGUCAAAUGUGUUUUCGUUUUCAUUCGAGUUUAAGGACUGACUUAAGCACAUAAUAUUUUGCGCGCGAUUCAAUUCCAAUGUCGUAUUCGAUAAACGUUUAUGCAUAUCCCGAUACAGCAGCAUAACUUCAUUUCUUAAGAUGAAUCGUAUUAACCGAAUAACAUGUUCCUAUUCCGAGCGAUCAUGUUUAGUAGAAACAAUCGAGUACAAGUAAAUUCUAAUGUAAGAAACAUCGCUGACUCGAGCAUCGUAUCUUUUGUUUUUUAAUAAUUUUAAACGACUUCGCACCGUACAGUUUCGCGUGUGCACACCUUUCAAGAACCAGUAAAUCCGUGAUAUAGUGAAAUAAUGUAAGCGUAAAACUUAAAGGAAGAAACGCAUAUACGUUGCUUAUUUAUUGUAACUAAUAUAAAAGUUUUUAGGUUUUUACAUUCUUAGUAUAGAGUAUAUUUCUUAGAUAAUGUACGCAAUGCGUCCCCGUUCGAACGGUUCUUUUUGUUUUAUUUUUCGAUUCAGUUAUACGUUACACAUUGAGAAAUCGUUACUCGUUGUGAGAAAAGCGAUACUUCCAAAAAUUGUUCAAUGUUUUUUGUAUAGAUUUUCGAAAAGAGCAGAGCGAUAGAUGAUUUAUCUUUUUUAACAAAAAAAAAAAAAAAAAUGGGGCUAUUUGUGUACAAUUAGAUCACGAUUCCUUGCAAAGAAGAAGUUGCACAGGAUUUCAAUAAACGUUUAAAUUGUUGUAAUGUAUCACUGUGUAUAUUGACAAGAAGAUAUUCUGUAAAAAUUGUAAAUAGUGGAAACUUACGUUAUAUAUACAUAUAUAUAUAACGAAACACGAGGUGAAAAAUCGCGUAGCUUUAGACGUUUCAGUAAUAAAUUUGUGUAAAUAGAACAGAAAUGCGAAAAUCCCCCUUUUAAGUUGUAAAUGUAAUUAAAUUGCAACUGCAAGUCUAGAGGAGAUCCUUUUAGCUUUAGAAUUAUUUGAGAUAGACUGUGCGCGUACCUUCGACAUUGUUUCUGUACUUAUAGAUAUUCAGACUACUUAUACGAUAAACACACAGAGAGAAAGAAAGAUAACCCAGCGCUUAAGCAGGCAUAUACGAUAUGUGAACCCCGGUAGUACCAAAUUCAACGGUAAUUUUAGUUCUGUCUGGUACAGAUUCCUUAUAUUUCAAUAAAAUCUUUAAUUGAA